GUUAAUGAGAACUCUCCAAGUACAGUGGCGGACUUCUUGCAGUUGUAUGUGAUAAAUGGGAGUGAAAGGCUAAAGUGAGAGGCCUAUCCUUUGCCUAUUAAGCUCCUCACUUCGCAUGUCAGGAUGCAUUUCCCCCGGCCGGCCCAGAGAGCCCAGGCGGCUGAGACGGACUGGGACAUUGUACGCUGGGGAUAUGCGAUACUACUGCACUGAGAACUUCUCAAAAAGACAAGAUUGCCAUCUGAGCAUGUUCCCCCUGCAUGGCGUCAACGCCGCGAUGCUGCUGGAGCUCCACCAGCAGAUGGAGCCACAGUACAGCAGCGUCUACACCGCGGCUAGCCCCGCAGCGCGCACCCUGUCGGUAGCUGAAAGAAUUGCAGAGCUUAUACUUGAGGCACGCUACGGCAACCAGCAGAAGCAGCGCCGCAGCCGCACGGCCUUCACGGUCUCCCAACUGCAAGCUCUGGAGAAAGCUUUUGAGCAGACGCAGUAUCCCGAUGUCAGCAUGAGGGAGAGGCUCGCCGUUUGCAUCAACCUGCCCGAGGCUCGCAUUCAGGUGUGGUUUAAGAACAGGAGAGCAAAGUUUCGCAAAGGUCAACGGUGCCUACCCCUCCCCAAAGACAAAAAUAAAGAGGAGGCACUAGAUGACGGCAAGCUGGGAGGCGAGGGGGAGCGACAAGACACGGACGCAUCGCCCGCUGAAAGCAACAUCGCACCCGGGCCUCGUGCGCCGCCCGCUCCCGUUCCCGAUAAAAGCGGAGAUCUUUGCCCCCGUCCGAACUCUCAUCUCAUCUCCGGUCGCCCCCUACGACUCCCCUCACCUCCGCUUUUCCCGUUCAUCCCAGGCCACAGUUACAGCCAGCCACUUUUCGGGAUGUUUUCCACAGAGCUCGUCUCCCCUCCGGAGUUCUGGCCCUUCCUGCGGCAGCGGGGCCAGGGCCUGGGCCCUCCUAUGUCAGCCAUGACGAAAAACUGUAGCCUCUCGCUUCAGACUGCUUGUUCCAGUAAAGCCGCGCUGUAUCCCAACUCGGGAUUGUAACUGUGGGUAUGGGGCCACCAAGCCAAGAGGCUGCACUAUGCAUGUAUGUACGUGUACGUGUAUGCAUCCUACAUCUUUUGCAAUAAACUGCUGUUCGAUGCUUGCUUUUUUUUUUUUCU
Messenger RNA from Syngnathoides biaculeatus (alligator pipefish), 1158 nucleotides. RefSeq lists its product as uncharacterized. The record is from RefSeq and is a predicted model, not a curated record. Gene Ontology annotation, molecular function: DNA-binding transcription factor activity, RNA polymerase II-specific; RNA polymerase II transcription regulatory region sequence-specific DNA binding. Bases 116 to 1039 code for a protein of 307 amino acids. Gene Ontology annotation, biological process: regulation of transcription by RNA polymerase II. The transcript is spliced from 6 exons. Lineage: Eukaryota; Metazoa; Chordata; Actinopteri; Syngnathiformes; Syngnathidae.